Molecule: messenger RNA, 28292 nt
Organism: Spirometra erinaceieuropaei
Lineage: Eukaryota; Metazoa; Platyhelminthes; Cestoda; Diphyllobothriidea; Diphyllobothriidae
Source: the annotation of a GenBank genome assembly
AUGAACUUUGGUGAGAAUUUCAACGCCACCUGCGUUGUACAGGGAAAUCCGCUGCCAGAAGUUGCUUGGUUCAAAGGCGCCUACCAAAUAUCCACCGUCACGAGGGAUGAAAAUGUGCGGGUGGAAAUUGUCACGUGAGCAACAGAGACCCACACUUUAUGAAUUACCUUUCGUGUACUUUAUUUGAGUCAAAUUUUACUUCUAAUUCUGGUUUUCAGUGCAAAGCUUACAAACUGGACGAACUUCCAAAAUGUCACACGUCAUAAAACGCCAUUAAGUGUUACUUACGUGCACAGCGAUAGUGAACAUAAGGCGAGAGUAGGUAUUUAAAGUUACCGUAAGAUGUAAAAACCCCACUGUUAGAAUGUCAAAAUGAGGUGUAUGAAAACUUAAGGAGUAAUCACCCCCUCGGACACCCUAUGCGAUUUCCAAGGAUUUUUUCUUCUUCACUGGAACUGCCCAUGAAAAGUCAACGGCACACCACUAGGCUGUCGAUGCCCAGUUCAAAUGAUGAAGUCAAGUUGCAUUGACAAAAACGCUCACUUUUGAAUACUACCAACCUAGAACGACAGUUCGACUGUCGAAAACGGCAGUGUCCAUCGCGUACCCAACUGAUAGCGCUCCGUAAAGAUGACCUGCACUCGACUCUGGACGACUGGAAGCAAGCGUGGCGGACAAAAACCAAACGGCCGUCUGCGCGCGCACCUCACACGACCUGGUCUUCUCUGCGACUACCGGACUUUCAUAGGGGACGAAUCAGCUUCCCUCUCUGUGGAAGUGCCCAGGGAGCAAAUUCCGAAGGAUCCAUUGAGCCUGAAUCCUGAAUUCUGAGAAGAAUUGCUUUAGCCUGUCGGUUGGUAGUUUUGCAGACCACGACUGUUAGCACGACGUGGCAAAAUCAAAAGCGACUGCGCUGAUAUGCCGUGAGAGUGGACUAUCCGAUGUGGAGCACACCUCCUCUGUCCUCCUAAUCGCACCAGCUGGCCGUCCCAGUCGUCUCAGUUGCAGACGCGGCGUGAAGGCCUCCAUGCAAGACUGGAAACCGGCCAUGAACUUGCGCAGACCCCGCGCAGAACGAUAAACGCCCGUCGUGAGCCCGUCGGGGCCGCUUUGUGGUCCAACGCCUUUCGAGCGCAGCUGUUUGUGGGAUCAUAGUCGUGAACAUGGCGUAUUUAUGACUCAAUCGUCCCCGUAAUUCAGGACAGAAUCCAAAAUGUCUUCCAGUAGCUUAAUGUAAUCCUUAUAUAUAUCCACUUCGGAAUGGAGGGGGAAGAAAAUUGUCAAUUACCGCUACCAGGCAGGUUCGUCUACAGAAAAAAUUGAUGGGAAUUCGAGACGAGAGCUUACUGGAAGACGACGUAUCCUCAUAUACUCGGGAUCUCUGCGGUGAUCACCUACAGUUUUUCACACAAACGCAUCUGUAUGAGGAUCCUUGGCUGACUAAAUGACCGGAUUUCAUCUCCGCUGCACCGUCUUCAGCCAGUUAAACGGACCAUCUGGAUAUUAAUCUGUCAAUCCCUUGUCAGACGUAUUGACAACACAGAUAGGGCGUAUUGGAGAGCCAUUCUCGAUAUCGGAGAGGUCAUCGUCAGUCUAACCGUCGUGGAAGCCGAUGUCAGAGCAGGAUGAGCGUAAGACGGUGACUUGAUUGUGAAUUAGUUUGCAGUGGUAGAUGGUUUGUGCAACAUCUGACGAACUCUCUCCUGCCCCACCCACUUGGAACCCGUUGUAAGACAGGGUUGGGUCUACCGGUGAAGUGAUCGGGCGCAUUGAGUGGUGAGGGUGAACAAACGUCUACGCGUGCCGCACGUGUGCUUUUCCGCGUCCGAUGAACGGCGUUUUCGCUGACCCAAAGGGGCCACAUGAAUACAAUCCGGGUGGGAGGGUCAUGAAGAGCAACUUCACAGUCUAACCAUCCAUCCUCAAAGGACUUUGCUAUCCUGUUAGUUGACGCCUUCAGCGUUGGGAUACCUUAAAAACGCGUCAGAUUGUUUAUAAUGGGGUGCGUGCGGCUGGAGUCUAAAGAGUCGACCCAAUUCUCUCUACCAUUUCCAAUGCGGCAUUUCAUUGUCUAAAUCGGUCAGCUCUCUGAUUUUUGAGUUGGGUGCAAGUGGCUGGCGCGGCUCGAUCCUGCGCCGAGGCUUGCUCCCUCACCCCGUGUGUGACAUUUGUUAUGGGAUUCGCCAGCUUCGCAAAGCCCGUAUAACGCGUACUCUGUCCUGACCUGGCCCUCGAUGGCCCAGCGCAUCUCCCGAGUGGCCCGUUUUAGGGGCCACUGCCUAGGGUGUGGGCUCUUGCUGGCCGUCAACACGUACGAUGCAUAAAAAAAUUGGUCACACAGAUAAUUUCCCCUCUUCUGUAUCUAAUAUCAUUUGGAACAUGUAUAUACAGAGAAGAUGCGAUAGUUGCUCGUUCUUCAGGCUACGGAACAUUCGCAUGCCGUUUCACACGGGUUCUCUAUUUCCAGCGCUCGCAGGAAGUCCCACAGCGGUCUGUAGCGUUCCCAUUGUAACCUACAGUAAAAUUGGAACUUUUUCAAUCCCGGAACGCUUGAUUUAAAUCUCCCCGACCAAGAUGUUCAGCUAGGGUAUGGUUAGCUGACAACGACUGACAAGCUAGAAAUAAUCAUUUCAAUCUUCGAUGUCUUUGCGGGUUCUUCUUAGGCAUAAACACUGCGUAAUCGCGGUUGUUGCCUUCCGAGGGCAGCUGAGAUCCCGAAGUACUAAGACUAAUGGCAUUUGAUCAGAAACAAACUUCCAUUCAUCCAAUCUGGACCAAUAAUCCCGUCCUUUUCCUCUUUAGUGUUGACAAGACAACUCGGCAUGCUAUUCUGGAGAUCACUGGACUUUUGAUUCUGGACAACGGCGAUUAUUCUUGUCGGGCAAGUAAUACGCUUGGUACGGCUUCCUCUACCCUCCAGUUAAGAGGUAUGUACUCCUCUACUUUUAUUCUAAAAAAAUUGAACAGUCCUGUUCGUAACACUUCUAUAUCCAAGACUGAGAUCAUUGCCUAAAAUAACUGUCUAUAGAAAAUAAACCCAGAUCCGCAUUUCAAUAUAGUUAUAAACAGGAAGUAUCUCAGAAAAAUCUUUCUGGCUUGCUCUGACCCUAAAACCCGAGAACUGAGCCAUCUCGGGUUCUUGGGCGUAAGCGCAGAGAAAGACGACUGCUAAUCAAGUGAUCUAAAGCUAAAUUGACUAUACUGCGAUGAGGUACAGUAGGUGGGCUAACUCAUGAAAUGUCAACCGGAAUUCCGAAAUGCGUCUUCGUUUCGAAAGGAUUAAUUAAGGAGGGUUGCAAAACCAAUCAUCUUGCAGCACAAUUCUAUAAUAAUUAAGUUACCACAGAAUGCCGGCUUUCGAAAGAAUCUCCUCCCGGCCGCAUGCAAAAACUAUACUCCGUAAAAAAGGACUACUUAUUAGCAUACAUUUUUCUCCUUGACGUUCGAUGCCCAUAAAAAAUUCAAUUAAAUUUCCUGGAAGGCAUGCAUAAAAAUAUUCAUUCUUUUGCACAUUCGGUAAAAAAUGAUGCCCUCUUUCAAUUUCAUACUCUAAGAAAGUCUAUAAUUCGGUUUACAAAAAUUUUUCCAAUUCCCGAUAACUUUUGAACCCGAUCCGCCGUUACACUUGCAUUCGGUGUUUCCAAACUACAAGCCGUAUAUUUCCCGUGGACGGAAACGAUACAUUUCUCUGCGAUAUUAAGAGUGAACCAUAUGGGGUACAGAAAAUUUGGCAGUGGAUUUAAGUCAUAUUGUACGCUCUGCAAGCCACAAUGGCAAAUGCAGACACACGAUAUUUACUGAAUAGACAUUUCACAGUAUAAAAAAAUGUCAUGACUAGAAACUUUUCGAAAACCGAAUUAUAUGAUUUCUUAGAGUACAAAAUUUAAAGAAGACAUAGUUUUCCACCAAAUGAGCAAAAGAAUGAAUGUUUUUGUGCACACCUUCCAUGAAAAAUAAUUUAAUUUUUAAGGGCAUCGAAAGUUAACGAACAAAAUGUAUGCUAGUUAAGUAGUCAUUUUUUGCAGAGCAUGUUUUGUGCACGAGCCAGAAAGACGUUCAUUCGGAAGCCGGCGUCAUGAGGUAGCUAAAUUAUUAUAGAAUUAUGCCACACAAUGAUUAGUUUUAAAACCCCACUUAAGUAAUCUUUUCGAAUCAAAAAGGCAUUUCGUAAUUUAGGUUGGCAUUUCAUGAGCUAGCCAACCUACCGUAAUUGGUGAUGGCUCAGUGCUAAAAUUAUUAAAACCUACAUGUAAAUUGAGUAAACUGACAUGCUCUACCCCUUGCCAUUUCACAGAAGGCCUGGAACCCAAGCUUCUCCCUGGGUUUUGGCUACAGACCUAACCUAGUCCCCAUGUGAAUUCUUACUGAGAUCUUCAAAACAAAUGCUAGGUUUCGCUAGUCCUGCCCUAAUUGCACCACUGGUACAUAAUCUGCGAAGGGCGGUGACUCGGUUCUCAGGGCUUCACAGGUGGAUCAUUUCUUUUUUCAGAAGACUUUUUUCUACGUGCUGCGCAUGUUUGAAUUCGGCUGCCAAAGGCCUCUUGCAGUCAGUGGAUGAACGCAAUAGCAGUAGCCGAUGUUUAUCGCAGCAGGGCCAUUAGGGAACAACCAUCAAUUUAAUAAAUAUAUUUUAAGAAACUUGACAAAAGGUCUUAGAUGUUCUGUGUGCGUUUUUUUCAGUGUCAACAAGUGGAAUCAGCCAGAGUGAAAAGGACAACAUUAUGGGUAAGAGUUGCUGCCCUUUACAAUUGCUACUGACGUUGGGAAUGCAGGACCUCUGCCCGCCAAAUGAUUUGCUUUCAUAAUUUAUGCCAUACUUUAAAAUGACAAAAACCUCAGGAUCUUAGGAGGUACAGAGUGCUAUUUUUAAACUAGUGUUACUCAAUCCAUUUUUCUAGGGUUUAUGGGUUGCAUCUUAGCGGUGAAGGACGUGACUAUAUGGUACAGUUGCCACGUCUUCAAACAUUUUUCGCCUUUUUAGACGUGCGGGAGCUUAUUCCCUGUCCGGAGGUCGAAAACCACUGCAUGAACGGUGGGGAAUGCUUCGCGAACAAGAAAAAUCCGCUUGAGAAGACUUGUAGGUGAGUCUUUAGUUUGGCGAUAUCAUGACCUACAGUAAGGCGACUUUUCCCGAAGACGUGCUGCAAUCGUUGUUGUUCCGUAUUCAGUGAGCCCACGCGUUUAUUCCUUGAUGCUUUCCAUACAGUGGGGCGUUCUGGCAUCUUACAGUUCUUUUUCCCAAAUGAAAAAAUGGUGGUGCCUUGAAGGAAACCAGUUUUAGUAACAGCAAGGUGAAGGUAUAGUGUAUAACCCCCAGGGUGAUUGUUUAAAAAUCUCCUUCUCAUUUUAUGUAAAUAGGUAUGGUUCAUAAAAGUUAGCCUGAAAGGAUGUGAAGACAGGGGUUGUGAGAUACGCGGGUUUUGAAACUCAGUAGCGUCAUCGAUGUUGAAGUUGUUCAUAUCGAACACAAGGUUAGGGUAAGGGCUACGGUCAGGGUUGGGGUUAGUGUUAUAAGUGCGUUAUUCUUAGAGCUAGAGUUGUCAGGCUUAGUUUGGCGUUUAUGAUUUGGAUUUCAGGACUGGUUUGGGAUUGGGAUGAGGACGUUGACGUUAGAGUUAGGGUUUAAAUGCUUGAGUAAGGAUUACGGUUACGCUCGAGUUUAGCUUUAAGACUCCCGGGUAAGGGGUUGGAGGUACCCACUCCAGGCGAGGCCAUAGUUGGUGUUAAGGUUGUAGAUAACUACAGUAUUCUUAUGAAGCUUUCAUACCAUGUCCUUGCAGUAAAUUCGCAUUCAUGCACGCGACCUCUCCCUCUUCCCUAACAUUCAACCCCAAUAAGCGGAUGAUUCAGUCAAUCGGUUGCCCAGUCGCUUGUAAUCUGCUGUUUUUUCCCUUGUAAUGAACGACAUUAUAGGCCUGUUCGGUGGCUGUACUAUCGCUCAGGUGAACAGCCAUUUGGAUUUGUGGCUUCUGGCGCGUCUCACGAAGUUUCUCUCUCUAUGUGAAACAGAAUGUACUCCUGAUUGACAAAGACAUCAGUCACCGAAUCUACUUCGCUUUUGGGACAGCCUGCACAGUCUGCUGGCCCCCAAGUCCAGUCUCGUGGUUUGGUAGAGACUGCGCGAUUUUCAAGGCCACGCUGAUCGAUCGGCCGUGUGUGCGAGCGGACAGGCCAUGCAGUCGCCGAGCUAAUCGAUUUCUCGCACACACGGGCCAAUCAGGUUAGAGGGGAGCAGCCAAUGAAGAGGCGUCAUUGUCAUGCUGACAGCAUGCUAGGGGAGGCGCACGUGGCCUCCAGUGAUUGGUUGGCUCUCGUUUUUGGGAGUGUAGGACUCCCAACACAGGCCAAACAGUCGCCGAGCAGAUCGAACACUUACCAUUUCCAGGCAAAAAUCACUUCUGCACGGCACACACCGCUCUCCUGAACGCAGUCGAGAUGCAGACGAAACAUUUAUUACUGCCCUUGUGUGACCAAAUUAAGAGUCAGCCGCCAGACAGUGGUCAGCGCCAGCUGUCGGAGACGAGAAAAGUGCCCAGGUCUACGCUCACACAGCAGAAAGCCCAGUGCGAGGAGAAUAAAUAGUAGCCUGUGAACGCGGGGAAAUAUCCUAAAAAUGAAAUCGACAAGGAAAGUCCAUACGCUGUGCUAAGGUAGUCCGGAACUCAACGAAACAUUUUUACUGUCCGACGUUCACGUUAGAUUUAGGGUUUCAAUGCUUGAGUUAGGAUUACGGUUACGCUCGAGUUUAGCUUAAAGGUUCACGGGUCAAGGGUUGGGGGUACCCUCUCCAGGCGAGGCCAUAGUUAGUGUUAAGGUCGUAGCGAACUGCGGUUUUCUCAGGGAGCUUUCAUACCAUCUUCUUGCAGUAAAUUCGCAUGCAUGCACGCGAUCUCUCCCACCAAGCGCCAGAGCAGUCUCGCUCAUAAAGCGGGUGUGUACGACAGCAAUUGGCACACUAGCUUCCAAUACGCACGUUUCGCAGCCUAUGAGAGGCCGACUCGAGUUGGCGACCAGACAUCAACCAAUGGGAAAGCGCCAACUCGAGCGACUCCGCGACCCUCAAGUACGCGACCAUGAGAAGAUGUCAUGAGGAGCUGAUGUGCGUACGUACUGCGGCAAAGCUGCUCUCCCUGUCUUCUACCCUACUGCAGGAAAUAGCGCAAUUGUUCUUCCUUGUAACUGAAUGUGAUGUGUGCCCACGGACCAAGGUUGAUAACCGAUUGAGGGUUUUGGCCGAAUGUCUGGGUCAGGUGAACUUCAACUCAGGAGUUGCUUGAUUAUCUCGGUGGCAAAUGGGACAGUACAUGAUAUUCCAAAUGGCAAACGUCGAAAAGGACAGUGCCCAGGUUUGGUGAGCAGGACUUCCGAAAUCAGCAACUUUUUCCGAGGUUUGUAAAAAUGUUAGUCCUUAUGUCAUCCAUAAGGUUGGUGAAACAGGACCGCUCUAUCUAAGGACCUGAGAUUGGUCUCUGCUAUAAAAAUGCUUGGCGCCGUCGGGUUCGGUGUAAGCUCUGGAUGGCAUAAUCGCACAACGCUGCUCCUAAAUGUCCGGGAAAUACAAGCGCGGGUUGCUGGCAUAAGCCUCAAACCUCGAUGGUUAUAGAGGCCUAGAGUGGAUAGCCUGCACCUUCUACGAUACGAUAGCGGAAAUGUGCGGAUAACCUCUGGAAUGCUGACAAAUAACAAAUGAUUUGAGAUUCGGAACUACAACAGGAGUUGGAACAAUUUUUUUGAUUUUGCACAAUUUGUAACCAAUUUUGGCCUGGAGGGCUCGAAAAUACAUUUAGAUGAAAUUCAUUCUCGUCAGUAGUCUGCCGGCAUGGGAAUAACUGAAAUUCUGACUGUAUAGAAUUGUGGGUAUUUUGUGAACUGCUAUCUAGAAUCUCUAAAAAACAGUUGACAUUCAAAGCAACGGGUGAUGUAGUUAGAGCCAGCAGCAGUGUUCCACAAGACCUAUCCUUUGUUGGGGUGAGUGACGAAAAGCAAGCAGUAAAACAUAUCAGAUCUGCUUAUGUAGAUUUGUUUUUAAUAAUUGAGCUUGGUGGUGUUAGAUAUAACGCUUAAUAAAAAAAUAUGGAUUUAAAAUUGCGAAUGAUAGAUAGGUAGAUAAUUUUUUAUUAAAGACCCGUCGGGGUUCCAUCAAAACGGACGUUCCCAUUUCCCGAUGAACCUGGCGAUUGUGAAGACCGAGUCUGGAAAUGGACCGCGAUUAUGACGCGUCUGGGAGAACAUACGCGACUGAGAGGGAACCCUUUUGUACACUCGAAGGCUUUCUCGGCAGUAACUUUUAAUUCACGAGUACACUGCAUUGAUAUGGGUUUGACUCAAAUCACUGCCAAAGUCCGUCAUUUUCAUAUGGAUAAAUUAUUUCAUUCUGUAGAUGGUCGCUUUAUGUGCAAUUGUAGGUCUAAAUCACUCGUAUAAAAUGAAUAGCAAAUGUUUGCCAUGAGUAUUUUUUGAACAUUAGAUAAUUAGAUCAUCUCCGUAAUCCAGCUAAAACGUCUUGGUCCGCUUAGACGAAGUUCACUUUAUCAUUAUUCAUACCUGUCGUCUAGUGAACUUUAACAGAAAACGUCUACAAAGUAGUCAGGUUAAUUUCUGCGUGAUUCUGGAAGUUUUAAACAGCUACCUGGCUCUUAAAAAUAAACGUAGUACCCUAUGAAAGCGUUGGUGCUAUUUAUGACCAGGGUUUACGUUCCGGCUAAUCAUCGACCUUUAUCUAACUCUCAGUUCCCUUGGAUCAGUUUUCCUCCUGAAAUCGGAUGCAAUCUGGAAGACGAACUUGUAGCUGACACACUGGAACUCAUCUUCAUUAUAACACAAAUGAAGCACUGAAAGUAUCCCACGGCAAAUCUCACCGCUCAUGUCCGAUUGGGGGCUCAUCUUUCAGACAGUUGGUCCCAAAACUCAGGUCGGUAUGGCCCGAUACUUAAACCUCGCCUGGUUGAUCAUCAAUCGCCUUACUCAAGCUAUAUACCAUUUGAAACGCAGGCCAGUGUCUUUCCGACUGUGGACGAAACAACGUAGCUUUCAAAGGCACCCAUCGAACAGUCUUAGAUGUGGGACGAGGUACAGGAUGAUUCCAUCCUGACUCGGAGCCCCUGUCCAGAAUCUUUGUAGAUGGCCCGAAUGUAUUUGGUAAUCUAAAAGGGAUACCAAACACAGGUAUGGUCACGCCGUUUUAUAUACCGUCAGUAGCCGACUAUACUCUAACUCCAACUUCGAAAGGUUCGGCAUUUGAACCGAGAUCAGUUUAUCGUCCAGCUUGAUGACCAAGGACUUUGCCUCCCGAACCGUCGGCAAAUCCUUUGUCAUGUGCGCUCGAAUAUACCCUCUAAGUCCCAAGUGUAGGAAGGAUAUGGUUAGCGGACGACGAUACCCAAGUUAGAAAUCGACAAUUUAUCGCCCUUCCUAUUGCUAAGUCUGAUCAUGUUGAUGAGAACAAGACUUCCGGGACUCCACCGCUGUGUGACCUUUAUAACUUGCAAGCAUAGGCCACCGAGUCAUGUCUAGAAAACAAGCAGAACUUUCGUGGCCGGCGUUGAUUGGAACAAAAGCGGUUUUGCAUUUUUUGUGGUAAACCCAAAUUCGUGGUUUAUUUGGUUCCUGAUCGGUUAUGGUCAGAAUGCAAACAAUAUUACAUAGUUUUUCAUCGGGGCAGUCCUUCUCAUGUAACACAGUUGAUGAAAUAUUGGCGAUUAAGAUUCAUAAGGCAAUAAAGACUUAAAAAUGGCUUUCCGUUAUAACGUGCAAACUAAUCGAAGCCCACUGAUAACAGUGAUAGCACACUUGUACUAGGCGCUGAAUAAAUACAACAAUCAAGAAUACGAGAAGUUGUUGCUGUUGCAUCAUCAACUUUAUCCGUCUAAAGUGUUGACUGGCAGACGUUAAAAAAUCAGUUCCACCAACCAAAAUGUACCAUCAUUUUGAAGGUCUAAUCCACAGACUUGCAGAUUCAAUGCAACUAUGCUGACAAGUACUUAAUCGACUUAGUAUAAUAAGGACGACAAGCAAAUCAAUGUAACUGCAACAUGGGAUUUUUGAAUUUUGAAUAACAACCAAACAAGUACUAGCCCGUUGUAUCCUUUCCUCCUUUCAGCUGCCAGGACGGAUUUAUGGGCGACCAAUGCCAGUUUAGGACAAGUGGAAUUGCCGGUGAGCUGCUUAUAUAAUUCUGUUUAGAAAAACUUUCAUCUAUUAACAAAGAAUACUGAAAGAUGUAAUGACCUCUUAUUUUUACAUUGUACAUGUCUAAUCGUUGUAAGUAAUAAUACAGUGACUCUUAGCUGCUCUUAAAUACUUAGUUUACUAUUUACUAUGGUUUCCAUCUGUUUGUCUUUAUUUGUUUUAGUUUUGCUUGUAGUUGUUUAGGUCGAAACUCUAAAAGGUGUUAUGAAUAUCCGCCACUCUGUGCCCCUGGUGGGCACGUUGAGCCGAGUAAAGAUGCCAUCCUUUACGUCAGUUCUCAUUAGUUUCGGUGGUCGAGAGGGCUCAGUAGGAAUGGCAGACAAGGUUAUUACGUAGUUCUUGAGACUAGCUAGAUUACAAAAUUAUGCUUAAAACGAAACCUAUUUCUGCACUGGUAUGUCUGGGUCUCGAUGAUCGCUUUCUUUCUAUUGUCCUGAGUUUUCCAAAGGAGACAAUCCUCCCACCUUGGACGGAAGAUUUGUAUCGAGCCUUUGCUUUAGUUAAAGGUCCACCUUCAUGUCCGUUCCGAAACUAUUCACACCAUCUGUACGGAGAGCAUCUAUUGUCCGCGCUAGGGGUAUUGAGAUUCUAUUUAGAACGCAUUUAAAACCCACUACUUUUUCUGUGGGUCAGCAAUCCUGCAUAAUAUUUACAGAAGGCGAUGCAGAGAAUGUAUAUUGGCCUGAAUUUUUAAGGUUGACCUCCUACCCCCGAAUUGUAAUGGCCGAUUCAGCCGAACAAGACUGACUCCUGAGGACGCUAUUCAGCAAAUUGAAUAAGUACAGUGGUGACGGUAGUAGUAAAGAUGUCAUCCUACACCUAGCCAGGUGGUAAUUAAAACUCACUGUAUAGCCGAUUUUUGAAAUUGAGUCUGAUAAGUAAAUGUGUUCUCCCCGUGUUGUGUCGUUAAUGCUUUACUAGUUACUAGCCCGCCAUUGAUAAAUGACGUCAUGUGAGAACACUCCAUUAGAUGUCAGGGGAUCUAUUGAUUAUUCAAACUACUCGGAAAUCCAAGCACGAAACACUAUAGCAGAACGUUCAGAAGGCGCUAUAAACGCCCAUUUACACUUUUUGAUUUGCAAGGCGCUGGCCUAUUCUGACGAGUCAUGCGACUCUGUCCAGUUCAGAAGAAUGCCAUUGGUCACUUGCCGCCAUUUAACUUAGUGUUUGAUAUCCAGAAGGGACUCCAUCCAAAGACAACUGAAAGGAUCUACUGAACUAGUAGAGAUCAUGGUAAUGACUGUAAAUUAAAAUACCCCUUUUUUAAACUCUUUUCGAAAGUCCGACUGUCAACCAGUGGUUUGGAUGGCUAACGUGUGCUUUCAUUCCGUUGGUUCUGAUAUGAGAACACCGAUCGAGCUUCUUGAGUCUGGGACGCUCCUGUGAUGAGGCAACCGGCUUGCAGUUUAUAUGAUUGGCAAGUCGCAAAGGUGAGAUAAUGGGCGGCAAUAUUGAAUCCAUUAAAAAAACACUCAUUCCCUCAUACGAGACAACUUGGGUCCGGUGUGUCGGUGUUGAGUCCUGGAUGUUGUUACAGAUGUCUAAUGGCACAGAUUCUGUGCGUGCGUGUGAGCCCCUAAAACGGGCCACGGAUUGGAUGCGCGGGACCAACACAGGAGCAAGAUCGGAGUUCAGUGGGUAUAACUGGAAGUCCGCACUCAUCUGGCGGCACACCCAGAUUCAGACUCACGCCGCGUCGGUUGGAAUUAAAGUCUCCUCUAUUGCUCUUGUUGUGCAGAAUCUCAGUCAGUAGAGGUUUUAAAUUAGACGGGUGUGUUUGUACGCCUACGUGCGGGUAUUCGCCGUACCAGCCAGGGGGCGAGAGUGUGGCAGAUGUCGCGCAAGUCCGCUGUCAUCAUAAACGAAUUCACACGCAAGUCACCGUCCCUGCUCUCAAUCUGCUGUGGAACACACGGUGGACAUCGUCUACAAUGACAGUCAAACUGUUGUGUGUUAUUGGUUCUUGGCUACAGUUAUUACAUCAUCACCCGUGUGUGGUUUAUAGAAAAGCUCGUUUCCGCAUGAGACAACUCGGACCAUUUCUGUCAUAAGUUGUCAAUAAAUCGAUGAAAGAUAGAAACAAGCAAGUAGGAUCCUGCGGACGACGCAAAUGAUGGACACUUCUUGUCGGAAUGGUGGAGACUGUAAUGGUCUCUCUAGGCAACUAGAGGUUGAAUUUUAACAGUGUGCUGUAAUCAAAGACAGUUUUAGAAUACGGGCAAUUUUUCUUCAGUACCGCGGCGUUUGAGUUACAUAACUACAGCAGUUAACCUGUCUCGUGAAAUAUUGACCGAAAUUUUAAAAUGUAUUUUAAAUUAGAGAUGAUUACUUUGGUGGGAUUGUUGCAUUGAUUAUAGUGCAGCAUACUCCCACGAUGUUACAAUCGUGCCCAGGAUGCGGUUUUUUGAAUGCACUCCAUCCCAUCCACACGGCAAAAUUACACUCAACGUACAACUACUAUUUAAGUAGUAUAAAUUUUUAUUGGGACUCUAAUAUCUAUAUAAAUUUGAAUAUAACUCAAGAAAACCCGCAUAACACAUCGUUUCUUGCGUUGAUUUAGCAGCAAAUAAUGUCUUCAACUUUUAUGAUUGAAGAGGGGGUAGUUUCGUCUGUAUUUUGCAGUAAGUGGAUUUUUCAAACCGUCAAACAUCCAUCCACAAGGCAUCGUAUCCGUCCGUUUAGUAAUGAUGCCUCCGAGGCAUUUAGCCUGAUCCACAUCCACUGUGAAAUUUAUAUGCUCUACAUGUCAUCUUCGUAAUAGCUUGAGGUAAUGUAUAAUUACUUGCGCACAGAAAGUAUACGCCAUGUAGUUUGGAAAUCCAGGACGCAAAUAGAACUAUAGGCCACGUUUGGAACCAAAAAAGUUUUCAAAAACUAAAGGCACCCUUUCCUCAUGUCGACAAUAUGAAGAAGACGAAAUUUAUUUUAUCAAAUGACUACAGGAAAGUACACUUUGUGUUAUAGUCCUUUAAAAUAUGUUUAAAUUCGUAAGAACACCGAAAGCCGGCGAGGAUAGAGCAUAUGACCGGGGUUAGAAAGACGCAACCUCUGGUGCCUUUCGUAUGGGAAUUGCGGUAGUAGGAGUUAUACGGGUGUGGCCUCGUAGAAGUUUACUGGAGCUGCCGUUAAAGGAUACUACUCGAAGGGGGUCCCGUGUUCGGCUGAGCGGUAUAGGCCCACGUGGAUUACGUACAGUGCCGCCUUUGAUUUAAACUAAACGCCGCGGGGCUGAAGGAGACAUUGAAGACCUUUUCAUCCCACGUUGCGGACGUUAAGGAGUAGGUCGUGUCGUAAUGUUUUCCUUUGGGUAUCCGGACAUGACGACCAUGUGGACGGCAGAAAUAUGCGCAGAAAGACGCCUCUUGCAUUCCCUUAACUGCAGACAAAUCUUUUGCGAUUUUUGAAUAAGUACGUGUAGGAGGUAGAGUACACAGAGUCUAUAUAGACAUUUUUGCGAUUUGGUCCAAAGAAUGCCAUCCUGUCGUGCUAAGCCCCGUUGAAGAGCGUGACUGGAUUUCGACCAAAAACCCUACCGGACAACGCCUACACAGUCAAAGAUAGUAGGCAAAUCACGAUAGUAAUUCUUGCCCGGUCAUGCGCUUUAUCCUUACCGAAAAUUAAUGGGUAAAAUCAUAUUACUUAUGUAGUCAUUUUACUUCCAGUGGAGAUCUUGCAGACAAACCGGAAGAAGUGCAUUCAAGAGCCCGUAUCCUUGCAUGACUGUGGUAGCUUAGGGCUCCACUGCACGAUAAUCAAUAUAACAACCUCACUUAAUCAAACCUUUCUAAUCGAAAAUAAAUGUCACAAUUUAGGUUAACAUUUCAUGAGAUAGUCCAGCUACUGUAUGUGGGGUUCAAAUGCCUGUUGACCAAACACUGACGUGCUUUUUCAUCUUUUUACUGCCACUGUCACCGCAAUCGUGUCAUGACAUGCUGAAUUACCGCGGACUUGGCCUCCCAGUCCUCUCUUCGCGCCUCAGUGAUCGUAAACUCGGAACUCAGGAGUUUAUUUUGCAGCUCCUGGUACAAUGCAUUCUCAUCAUUUUGAUUGGCUGUCUGAUAGUCGGUCUCAUCCUCAUCUGGCGCUGUAAGGACAGGCGUGAAAAGUAGGUUUCUCCCAUUCUUACUCCCUGUCCCUCGCUCUCCCCUUAUCUCCUUUCCCCUCUCGGACUUCCAUUUUAUAAUUACCUGUCUUUUAACCGGACGGAGUGAUAAUUGGGAGAAAUCGUUCAACGCCAGUCACAAGCGCCUCCAUUCCAGAAACAAAACACGGUCGAGGCAACAAUGGACAUAAUUAUUUGUCUGUUCUAACUGCCGUGAAAAACAAUCACUCGAGCGCCCCUGUCCACAAACACCCAGAAGCGAUAUUGCCGGCUUGUUGUUGCACUUGAUCGCUCAUACUAUUGGCCAAUGCAGACACCAACUCCGACUGACCAAUCAGUAGGCCAAACUGGGCGCACCGUGCCCCUACCUGCGCGCAAACAGCAAACACCCAGAGCAGCUAUGUGCUAUAGUUUCGGCGGUCGAAGAUCUGCCAAGGACACGUCUCUGGCUUAGAUUUUGGGUUUCCGUUUGGCAGAGAGCGGCCAUCCUCUAUCCUCAGCAGAUUCGUGGACUGUUAAGUAUUCGGUCUUGCUGGAAAGCUUGUGUUCAUUUGACUCCGCUGGUAUUUGAACGCACGGCAGCAAGGGUAUGGCCUGAGUACAGCCAACUUUCUAACCGUCUGAGCUACGAGGCCUCUAAAUUGCCAGGAAAUGCAUCUAGCCAAGAUCGGUACCCUUUGAUAAGAGAGGUUUCGAUGGUGCGAGGCGUUAAGGCGCAAGAAUGUGCCAAACAUGCCUACGCACACACGCCAUUGCUCAGCUACCCGUAAUUUUGUGUUUGAUAAAUCAGUGCUUUUGAACACAUCUUACCCUCCGGGAGGUAUCCGAAAACCCUCUCAUCUAUCUAUUACUUCAACUAGAGCUGUAAGGCGUGGAUUGAUUUCCGUACUUAAAGCCCCGGAUGUGUUGGGUUGUCGUACUUCUGUGAAAUUAAGGCCUCUCGCUCUGACUAUUUGGAACUGAAUGAGAGUUGAGCGAGAACGUGAUCUGAUCAGUGAUUAUGCGACUUUCAACAUCACUCGUCAAUGUGCAAUCAUUCACGUGAAAGGCAGCACGAUGUUUAUUUAAAUACUAGAUUGGUCAGCGUUUGCAAUUAAGUUGGUGAAGUAUUUCGUCAGUCACUAUGUCAUUGACCUGUCUCCGAGGACGAUAGCCACGUGCCUACCGACGCAGAGGCUUGGGCCUCUAUGACAGGAAAUGAAGCGCAAAUUCAUCCUUGGGAUUUGCUAUGGCCACCAGCAGAAAAGAUCGUUUGUUUUGCUGAUUCCGCUGCAGUGUUCGCCUCCACGCAUCGUGGGUUCCUGUGUAGGAAAAAAUUGUCGCUACUUUCGAAACCUGUUACCUCGCAGCCAUUUCUCCAGUGUCCAUCGAUAACCAUCUCAGCCAUUUUAUCAAUAUCCAGUCUGACGUUCGACGAUGUUGUGUUCUUUUUUCGAUUCUGUCUAACCGCCCCAUUGAUUGGCUCCUCGAGAGGGGGUCCGCACUGACUUGACGUUGUUGGAUUCACCUCUAGACGCCGGUUCAUUAACCCUGUCCACGCUACUGAUAUCGGCCUCCUAUCGCCAAUCUACGGUGAAAUACAAAGUGCGAUGUUGUGGCGAAUGAGGUAGGUACAUCAAUUGGCUAGUUCAUCAAAACUGCGAAAAUCAAGAAAUCACCAACCAAAAGGAAAUGCGUUGCUUGGUUGAUGGCUGUAGCAUAAAGAAGUCGACGGUAAAGCAUUACCGACAAAGACAAGGGAGACUGGAGUGGUCAGUUCCGGUUUAUUUGUCAUGCUCAGACGGCCACACUCAAUUCCGAAGUGUGGUACACCUGGGGCUCGCUCCUGCGACCUGUUAGUUAGAAGGCCGACGCCCCUAGUCACUGAGCCUUGGGUUCGUUGGCCUGUCGGCUUCGAUCGGGCAUAUACAAUCGUAGAAGGGUUUUCAUUGGUCACGCUACGAAACUCACUCGUCCCAUUGUGGCUUGGCGCUCUCCCUCGAGCCCCCAGCAGCGAUACAGCGGCGCGUGAUACGGACAGAAUAGCAUGAACGAUAAGGACAAGAAGGACCGUUUCUAGCCAUUUCUGGUUUAUUAACCGAAUUAGACCGUUUCAAAUAACCUGGAUAGGUGUUCUCAAAUGGAUAACGGGUGUUUUCGUCGCCAAAACCACCCCUCCUUGCGAAGUUCUGCAAGUCUUCAAGAGUUCAUAUGAGCCUGUCGGGAUACCUCUUUCUCUCUCUCGUCGCAGAUACCCGCGAAUACCGAACAUCCAUAUGGUUAUUUCCACUGUACCGUUGUGCAUGGCGGAUUAUGUCCGCAGAAAACGAAUGAAAUUGGAGUUCUUGGACAGUUCUUGUCCGGGUAGGAUUCUUCUAGUCAAUACUUCCAAUUGUGUCCGUGAUGAGGCAGUCCCGAGACUCCAACUCAUCAUUGUCUGACCCAUGAGUCAGCACUGCUACUCGGAAUCGAACUCCGCUGCCUAAAAGGUGACUGCUAAAAACCUAGCUUGGCGCAGCCCGCCAACACAAUGAGAUGGUCCUCGAACCCUUAGCUCUUCGUCUUCGGUGAAGAACCUUGGUUGUUUCCUCAAGAAUGCGUGGCGCCGUCGUUUGCACACAAAGAGGCACCGUCUACGACAUCAUCAGGACCGGCCAGGCCAAUAGACCAACGACUUCGAUAUGCUUUAUAAUCAGACGGCUACUUUGGCCCCCUACCGACAGCGAUCUUCCAGGUGAACAACUGUGCGUCUAGCGGGCCAAAAUGAAAACUCUUGCCUAGGCCCUUACAAGGCGCGAUUGGCACAUUCGCCACUCCUGAAUGUCCAGCGCAUCGCGGUCAGACGUGCAUUCCUUACCCUCUGUGGACCCACGGCCUCAUAAAUACGGAAUUUAAAGGCGGUGGCUCCCUUGUAGAUUAAAAUAUACUUGAGCUAACUGAGGCACUUUCUUCUCGGAAUAAAUCUGAACAAGGCAAAGGCGACGCGUCAACUGCUAUGAUGAACUUCAGGCCUACUUAACCAGCACUCAGGUAGCGGGCAACCUCGCCUUGAACGAACAAUAUAAGUGUUCUGUCAAGUAUGAUUUUCGUCCGUUUGAAUUUCUCGAAAUCAGAUUUUCGUGGUUGGAGACCAACAAGAAAAACAAAGGAUGAUGACCCUCCCUCAAGUGAGCUGGAACUGCAGUCACCCGCUGAUUAGCUAAAAGUCGGGCUACGUUGCAAACAGAGAUCUGGGCACUAGAUUGGCCACUUCUGACUUAUUACCCGUAAUCAGACAACAAUACCCUAACGCCAGAAGCCGGUGCACCCAAAAUGAGAACCUGUGGUGCUGUGAACUAGUGAGCAUUUGGAGUCCAUUUACAUUCCCCGGGGAUGCCGAACACGACUUCUACUGGCUGAAAUCGAGAGCUCGCGGUCGCAUAAAAGUCGCUUUCUACUGCCUGUUCUGACUCAAGGAUGGAAGUGAGCCUUGCAGCUUAGCAAUCAAGAUGUCUCUGAAGAUGUCGCUCUCAUUUGAACUACGUUCAUGGACGGAUAACAUGUGUUGGAGUGCCGUUUGGAAUCUUAUGAAUUGGAAAAGGGAAAGGCGGGUGGGAUGCCAACUUUGCGAGGGUUUAGGGUUUGUAAAAGCCCUUGAGUCUGUUAUUAGACACUUCUAAUAGUCAUCCUUAGCAUUUACAAUAGUGGGCUAACUAAUGAAUUGUCAUGCGAAUUUGCGAAAUGCGUUUUGGUCUCGAAAAUAUUAAUGAAGUAGGGCUGUAAAACUAAUCAGUCUGUAGCAUAAUUUCAUUAAAAUUCAGUUACUUCAGAAUGCCGGCAUUUGAACGAUUUUCUUCCCGAUUGCAUGGAAAAAGACCACGCUCUGCAAAAAAUGACUACUUAAGUAGCAUGGAAUUUUCUUAUUGAGCUUCGAUGCCCCCAAAAGUCCAAUUCUAUUUCAUGGAAAACAUUAAUAAAAAUGUUCAUUCUUUACCGCAUUUUGUAGACAAUUACGUCUUCUUUCAAUCUUAUACUCGAAGGGAGGAUGGCAUUCGGUUUUAAAAAGUAUCUAAUUGUGAGACUUUUUAACACCUUAAAAUGACUUUUCAUAAUUCGUCAUGUCUAUGCAUUUACCAAUGUGGCUUGUAAAGUUGACAAUAUGGAUCAAAUCCACUGCUAAAUUUUAUGAACGUUAUAUGGUCUCCUCUUAAUACCGUAGAGAAAUGUGUGGUUUUACGUAUGCAAAAAAAAUUUACGGCUUGUAGUUUGGAAAGCCUGAAUCCAAGUGUAACGGUAGAGCGGGUCCAAAAUUAUUUCGGAAUAAGGAACUCUUUGAAAAACGAAUAUCACCCUCCCUUCGAGUAUAAGAUUGAAAGAAGACGUAAUUGUCUACAAAAUGCGAUAAAGAAUGAAUAUUUUUAUUAAUGUUUUCCAUGAAAUAGAAUUGGACUUUUGGGGGCAUCGAAACUCAAUAAAAAAAAUCCAUGCUACUUGAGUAGUAAUUUUUUGCAGAGUGUGGUUUUUUAUGCAGCCGACGAGAAAAACUUUCAACUGCCGGCAUUUCGAGUUAACUGAAUUAUUAUAGAAUUAUGCUGCAGGCUGAUGUUUUACAGAUCUACUUUAUUAAUCUUUUCGAAACGAAAAUGCAUUUUGUAAUUUCGGUUGACAUUUCAUGAGUUAGCCCACGAACUGUACCUCAAAAAAACCAUAUGGAGUGGCUCAAGGCCAUCUAUCAGAAUGUUGAGGCGCGUUUUUCAUAGACAAUAAGCAAAUUCCUCUCAGUCUACAUAGGGCAUAUUCUAGUUUGUCUUUAAGUUAACCGUCUGCCUCACCGUCCAUUGCAUUGGUUGUUUAAUCUACAGGUAUAUUUACCUUCAGGCAACGCCGGCGGCUUCAGAGGACAAGGCACGAAACCGACAGAACACUAAUGCUUACAAAUAAGGUCAGUUAAUACUCCACAUCUAGCUAAAUAUUAAUUACAACAGAACGUCAGACCUACCUUUCUGAAGGAUUAUUGACGCACAUCAGGAUCGUGAUCAGCUCCUCAUGUGUGUUUGGAUAUCUGAGGUUCGGUAGCAGUCAGGUCGCUGGCUGGUGGGCAGUGGAAUUGUGAGUCACGUGCGGGAAGUUCAGUUGGUGGCAUGCGCUCUUGGUGUUGGGUCGCCUUCCCAAACUGCAACUGCGCAAUCGCUCUCAACAAUGUAAAUUGUCCAUCUGUCCUUCUAGAUGAUGUGACGUUGGCGGAAUUCCACGAUCAGCUUUGUGAUUCCGCGACUAUGAUGAGCCUCAAAAUGGACAUUUAGAAGGUUCGGUAGCGAAAUACAUUUGCUGCGCACGUUGCCUCUCCCCCGCACGCGUCAGAAGAUUAACCGGGCGUUAUCGGAGCUCCUUGACGCAACAAAUGGCAAGUCUUCUCUUUGUCUGGGGUGUGGCUAAAUCCUUCCUUUCUGAUGGAUGGCGCCAAUGUGUAUGGAGAGUACUAUUGGAUAGCAGAAAUGGGAAAUCCAUCCUUUAACAGAAUUUGAUGGAAAAUGCGUGCUCAUUUUAGGAGGCGUACUGUCAGAACAGGUGUCCGCCGAUAGGAGACGUGUUGUUGCUUUUUAAUUUUCGUAGAAAUUAACUGCGAACUUGGAGUCGAUCAGUGUAUACUAGGGUCUAUAAGCACAGACCGGAAAUGUGUUAUUUUACAGGAAGGAAUACCAACAAAGACCGGGGAGACUGGGUGGCCGUUUCUGACUUAGCAGCUCUCAUCAACCAGCCAUAGCUUGUUCCAGGUCUGGGCGACCUAGGAAUCCGAUCCGAGUUCUCUGCGCAGUGAGCAGUAAGUGGUCUAAGACUCCACCGUCGAGUCAGGAACCCUAUGUUCUGUCGGUUACGAUAGGAGAUAUUUGAUAUCACGACUGGCCUUGAGACUACACACAAGGGCUCUCGGUUGAACCCCAGGGCGCAAAGGAACGAUCAUUUCCCAUAAUCGACCAGCGAACGUCCAUCCCAUAAAAUGUAACCGUACACCCUUCUCUACGCCCUAUAAGCACUAGCAGUAGAAAUCCGUAAGUAGUCGCAUUAUUGGUUCGAUGAUUCCGGUAAUCUUAAUACAGUCCAGCACUCCUACAAAUACCUCGGUCACAAGUUUCAAGACCAAAUUUUUCUUGACUAUGUCGUCCGGCGGUUUUCCAUUUCUGUUUAAACAGGUGCUCACUGGUAAUUAAGGGUCUGCCAAUACGUUUUUGGGUGGUAGUCGCGCAGAAUCAGAUGGCAGCGAUGUUUCGUCUAUCUGACAAUCGGCAAGAUGACCACGCUAUUUAUCGGUACAAGCGAAAUGACAAGUUACAGAAAGUGUUUGAGAAGCAAGAGGCCCGGUUGUUGAGACGAGAACUUUAUUUUACUAGCGUUUUAGAUCUGCACUCUAGACCAUCCUCACAGAAAGUAACACACGGGGAUGAAGUGUAGGAUGUAUUGGAUACGUUGCUUUGCAACGACAUGGUUGUCUAAAAAUAGCAGUUCCCACAAUAUCGUAGACAGCUGGGCUUGGCGUGAUGCCAAUUUUAUUAACCACACCCCAGUCACUAAGCGUCGUGACUUCGUAUCCGGUGUUGGUGAUUGACUUGAUAAUUACUAGACCACUUGAGUCUCCCGUACUGCCGACGGAAAUGGUGUUUACUUCUGUGCAGCCCUCUUAACUAAGUGCUUUGUACACAAAAAAUUCUUGGCGCUGUAUAGGAAUGGGAGCUCGUUAAUUUGUUGGUGGACUGCAGCUCGGGGGGAGGGGGGUCGUGAUUUGGACAGUUUUACCCCUUCAGCUUUCGCGACAGCUUCGGUCCCGUCGAACUCAGAGGUGCGUCUGGGUCGCGUAGAGCGAGUUUUAGUUAGAGUGCUCGUAUGAUUGGUUGCGGAGGAAGGCGAGGAUGACCGUAGCUUCGAACGACAGUUUGCGUACACGCAAUAGUUUACUUGGAAGGUUUCCUUAAUCUUUAAUUGAUAGUUAGGUGGAUGAGAAUGAAGCCCCAUCCUGACUGAUGUUGGCCGUUAAGUAACUGCUAUAUAAAGGUGUCAAGUAACCUACUGACCGACCAAGGACAAACAGUGCAACAAUGCCUACUUUAAACGACCGAAUCGCCCACAACCAGACCAGACAAAUCGGUACCGUGCACACAUUAGAGCUCUUUUUGCUGACCCUGAAGCAGUCCAGUGCGAAGUAGCUUGACGUCGGCCUGCGAGGUGGCGGGAUGUUAAGUACAAGGAUUUUUUCCCGUCAAAUUAUCCAUUUUUUCCUCAACAUUCUCUCUCGUUUCCUCUGUGCUAUUGAAACCGAACUACUUGCUCCCUCGUUCUCGCAAUGAUUAGUUACUCACUGGUUUAUCUAUUUAAAACGGAUGGCCUGACAACAUUUUGUUUAACUAGACUCCUGGCUCUAUGGACGCCACAUGGGUGUCCUGGUUGGAUGAUGACUUGCAUAAAUCCUUUUGGGCUUUAACAACCUGCUACUUCUAGGAACGAUAACAAUGAGACUUAGAAGAUAAUAAACCCCUCAAGCGCCCUUAACUUCGUCAGUUUUUUGCCACGACGCAAAUAACUGGCGCCAUUGAUGCAGUAUCAUUCAUCAAGAAGAUUCCUGACCUGUUCGACUAAAACUAUAUAGGCUGCAGUUUGAAAGUCGCUGUAAUAAACUUCGGUCUCCUUUGAAUAAACCAGACCCUGGCGCAGUUAGUGGCUGAGAGAAACAUAGACAACAAUACGACGAUGGUUAUCGUAACCCCUUCAACUAGGUCGAUGGAUUUGGUGUGUGACAUAAAAGAAACAGCCCGAUUUCGACUGAAUCAUGAACGUAGAGACGCCGAUAAAUAAAUCCGAGAUUCCACUGCCGCUAAAAUUCAUUACACUUGAAAUGCACUGUUCCAAGUUAUGACUAAUCCAGAUCAGUCUCUUUCCUAGCUGGCCUUGAGUCGCGCUGCUCAAGGUCAUAAAACAGCUAAACAUGGCGCAACAGCACGCUUCGGUUUGGCACAAGCAAAAAUAUAAAUUAGAAACCUGGUGGUCACAGGCUGUUUUCAAACCAAAUAGGAGCUGGUGCUUCCUACGUGACUGAAUAAGGAAGAUGCGUAUGACAUUUCUAGCUUUCCACAUUGUCAACUAGCCUAUGGUUACCUCAAGCGUCCAGUAAUUCAUUCAAUUUACCUUUACCGAGUAUUUACGUUGAAAACCCUGCUUCGUAAAGCAUUCAUCACUAGAGAUGAUGAAAGUAUCAAAAGCAAGCAAUACUUUAACCAGAGGCAGUAGAAUUGUCGUCAACGAUGAGGACUAACGGCAGAAAUUAAUCUUAAGAAUCACAAACGACUCGUCUAAUCUGUAGUCUGCAUUUAAACAGGCAGUUCAAGUUAACACUUACGAACCCCCGCCACCGCGAAAUCUGAGAGGCAGUCAUCUACCCUCCAACAGCCUACCGUCACGGCGAGACGGCUUCCCCCGAAGACAACAUCCGGACAUCGAGAAGGCCGAGGUGAACACCGAUUUCGCGCCUUGGAGACGUUCGCCAACUGACCCCUACUAUCUCGACGGCGCAAACAAACUUGACCACCGAGGACCUACAGUUCCUUCGCGUUUCGGACAAUCGAGGGGCCUGCCUACAGGCGGAUACACACGAGGUGAAACCCCAAGUUUUGUUGUCUUCCUGGGGAAUGAAAAGCCCCAUUUUUUCUUUCUUUUUGUUUUCAGGGAUCAUUUCUACGCAAAAAAUUACUUGAGUCUUCGCAAAGUAACGUUUGGGGGGAGUUUUUGUACUAAUACCGCGCUGAACCUCAGGUUGUGUCGUUUUGGGAAAAGGCGAACUGUUUUUAUGAAAUGUAUAUCAGCUACUUCGUGUGAGACAAGCCUCACUCGUGUCGGUCACCAAAAUGACGGUUUUGUUGCUACGGCUUAAGUUAUGGUCAAAGCUUUAUUACUACGAUCUGGAAGCCAACUCCCAAUUAUGUUGCGCAGAAGAGCUGGAGUGUAGUUUGAGACAGAAAGCGUAGAGACACAUGUCUUGUUCCCAAUCUCCACAUCCGUCGUCGGCGUUUAGGUCAGACAGAGCGACGAUCACACAUGCCUCUGGCCUGAUUGGUCAGCCUGAGUAGUUGGGAGUGUCGGGAAUGUGAUACUGCAUCAUGAGAACCUCCAAUGCGAUGAAGUCGUACCAUUUACGCCGGACGGCAUAAAUACAACCCGUUGUCUCUCGAGGUCGGAUAAAUGGUGGGCGAGAUCACUGGCGUAUCUCCUGCCCAUUCUUUGAAGCGGCCAAAAGUUCCUAACUGUAAGCUAACAUCGACUGAGCUCGGGAGCUUGGAACUCCCCCCCCCCUCUCCCCCUGUAUUGCAAAUGACACUCCUCUACAUUCCAGGGCUGUUAGGAUCCGGGUUAAUGGUUAAAAGGGUUAGAUUUAUGAGGAUGUUAUUGCUCAGAAAUAUAAUGUGUCCCCAAUUUUUAUUUCCAAAAUGGGUACCGACUUGGCUUUGAGCGUCGGAACCUGAAGCCCCAAAACGUAUUUCAACACGCACGCCAUCCGAACGCCAAAAACAGCCUUUUGGCAAACUGUCACAUAAGUGAAAAAAUGUAUUUGAUCUUGUUAAAAGUCAGCUGGAAAAAUACAUCAGACACAAGUAGCACACUAGCCCACAACUCUGUUUAACUACUGCGACUUAAAAGAAUGUUGGCAACGAUCGGAUGAGGGACCCUAAACACACACACACACACACGACCAGCCAAAGGUGCCUGUCUCACGGGGAAGGUGAUAAUAGGGGUUUUACGGAUGGGGCCUAUAUGUGCAUAGAGGAAUGGGAAAAUAAGUAAAGAUAAUUGGUAAAUUCGUCAUUUUCGGACGGAAAAGUUUUAAUGCGUUAACAUAUAGCAACCAAAAUCAAGGCGGACAAUUAAAACAAUGAACAUAAGUGUCUACAGCGCUCGCUUCUCAAAUCCCUGAGCUAAGGUCAUUGUAGAUAAUGCACCAGACCGCCUGCAACAGACGAUCCAACCUUUUACGGUGAAACACCAAACCGAAAUAAUCGUGUCGGACUAAAACCCACUUAAAUAAAUAUAAUAGGUAUUCUUUGUAUGCCAGAGAUGCUUGGGGGCCUUCACCCGAUCCUUACCAAGACGUUGUCUGCAAAAUCGCAUUUUACAGUCGUGGCCAAACUUGGAACAUCAGCUAACAGUGAGGACAGGAGACCUUUCAUCCCAAAUGGUCAUGCGCAUUCUGGACAGAUGCGCAAGUGAGAAAACGUGCAAUAUUAACGGCCGUCCAAUAAAGAAGGGUCGAGAGUUUCCGGAGGGAGUACACUAGGCAUAUCGAUUUGGAUGUCCCAUACGAUACUCCGUAGGGUUAGGGAAAAUGGGCCAUCCGGACUUAUGGGUGAUCUUGACCUCAAAUUUGGAGGCGUAGGGUUAACGUAAGGGUUGGGUUAGGAGAGUUAUAUUUGACGGUUAAAGUUGUGAUUAGAAUUAGUGUCAGGGCUAGUGUUGGGUCAGAGCCUGAACACGAAAAUUUAGCGGUAGGCCAUCUGUUGUACUGGAGACCUACAGUACGUGACCUACUUCAUGAAACCUGACGAGAGAGCUGGUAUGAGAAGUUGCGGACGUGUUAAACGUUGCGCACUUUUCUCAUUCGUUCAGCCUUUUCAGGGAAAUGUUAUUUUCUUGUGCAUAGAAUGUGUCCACAUAACUUUAUCGAGCAAAAUGCAUACAACGCAAUCCAGAACAAACUAAAAGUGCAAACUAAUUUUACGGAAGAAAUGUUCGUCUUACGUAUACAAAAUGAUAUAUUUACGAUUGCACCUGUUAAUUCUAUUUAAAUUUACUAGCCAAUGACUCGCAUGGCAACAUGUGCCCUUGUGAGGAGGUUUGUUCUUAUGACGUUCAUAUCGACAAAAUCAAGCGAAAUCUUGUUUGUCUUACUGAACCGUACCCCCAUCAAUUCAAAAGCGUUAAGAAUACCACGAAUCUUUGAGAAAACGCUUUGGAAUCUAUACUUACUUCGGAUGCGGGAAUAGGUAGCACUUCGAAAUUGGCUGCUAAGUCAUCUGUUGUAAUUGGAACCUACAGUACGUGAAUUAUUUCGUGAAACCUGAUGAAUAAAUCUGAUGUGAGGACAUUUAGUACGCCUUAAACGUUGAAUAUUUUGCUUACUCGCCCAGCUUCUUCAAGGAAGCAUACUUUUCUUGUGCAAAAAAUUAGUACACAUAAUUUUAUCAAGCAAAGUGCCCAUAUAUUUGAGCAAAAAUCGACGUUAUGAUAUAUUCGCGCAGUAGUUUACCCCCGAACUUUUUACUAAACAGAAUUUCCCCAUUUGAAACUUGACUUUUUGUCUGAUGCCGACCGUUGGAAUUAGUUCGACAACACAUGGAUUACUUCUAGGUAACCAGGCGUCUUCUUGAUUCUCAGAACACAAGGUAGAUGUCCUAAAGUACAGUACUAACGUGCGUAGGCAAUCCUUCGUGCAACUAAGUCUAAACUGUUUUGCCAUUGGAGAAUUCUAGAUUUCGACACCGAAGUAUCCUCCGAUGAAUAUUCAUUCUUGGCUUUGAACACAUAAAACAUUACCUUUCGUACGGCCAUGUUUCUGUGCAUGUAUAAUUUCAAAAUGGGACAGAUCAAUCAUUAACAGUUUUGGCAAAAUAUCAGUAUAUAUGUUGCCACUCUGCCGUGCAUUCACAAUCGUAGAACGGAGCCAAAAAGAGAGCAAAGAUGGUGAAAAGGGCCGCAAUAUAAAGAGAAACACAUAUUCUUACGUUUGCGGUUGAAAAAUGUCAGUUCGUUUUAGCAACGAGAAGGGAACGUAACAUUAACUUCCCUGUUUCUUUUAUCAUUUUAAUUCCCUUAAAAUUUUUAUUUAUUAUCAUAGAUACAGGAUCCACGCACCGGUGUCGGUUUCCGAAUAAUUAACAAUCAGUCCUAAGUUUCGAAAUUUUCCAUGAGUUGGGUAACCUACUGCAUAUUAAUGUGUUCAAAUUGUGAGUCAUUACUAUGCCAUCGAGCUGAUAAAGAGCUUAGAUAGGAUUUCAACGCGCAGAACGCAAUAAUAUGUCAAAAAACGCGCUAAGGCGCACAUCUCCCUACUGAGAGGUUUAGUAGCAUAUUCGACUAUUCUGCCCAACGAACACUUCAAACAGACGAUUUUCUUAGUUCAUCCGAUGAGUGGAAUAUCGUUUAGUCCUCCUAAAGAGAAUGCCCCAUGCAUUGUGGUAUUUAGGAAAUUGCAGUUAUUGUGUGUCAGCUUUUCUGAACUAUCAACUCCCGGAUUUAAAAAAAUGUUUAUAAUCGCAGUCUCUAUUUGAAUAAGUCGCAUGUCUUGUGCUUUACUAGUCAAAAAUUCAGUUAAGACUCAUACAUUCCAAGGGUAUUCAUAAAAUCCCCUCGAAAAUUGUAAAAUAAUCGAGUGCCUCUUAAACAGCUGAUGAGUGAGCUGGCAGUCGGCUACACCUGCGUAAUCAGACGUCCACAUUCCAGGUGGUGUGAUAAAACUGUGAGGUGAAACUCAGAAAUAACUUUCGCGUUAAGUCCUUCUUCCAUGCCAAACCGUCUUUGUAUGCCAGCGGAGAAACAGGCUUUCAUCGGUAAAUGCAUUUCCAUCAGGGGAAAGUUGGCUUGGUUCGACAAUUAUCUUUAAUCACCUGAUGUUUCGGUUUCUCAUCCUCAGCCAUCAUCAGAAAUGAUCGCAAAUAGAAGUGGUGGAUGCACAAGAAACGCAGUAUUUACAGAACGUAGACGUCGUGUAACCAAACACAUCUAAUUACAUAGCAGCCCCAGCAUUUAUCGCCGUGGCCGAGAACUGCUUUUCGACUUGCUUCCGAGUCGCCGACUGUCACAAUUUCUUCAUACUUGUCAAUUGUUAGAAUGAUAAUGGCUCGGUAAUUUGGUCUGCUGAUAAUGUCACUGGAAGCGGUAUUCGGCUGAAAUGUCAAGCGAAUAAAAUUCUCAUUCCAACGAAUUGCUUCCCGAGACCGUCCUCUUCGCUUCUAUCAGCGGUGGUGUAUUCAAUAUGUGACUCUUUGAGUAGAAGGCUUGAAUACGGAAAAGCGGUGUGAUACCAUUAGUAGACAUGUGGUACUCCUCUUUCUUGUGGAACCAUGUGCGGCACUAAUUCCGACGUUAAUUCGUCCGUUCUGCCGGAAGUCAGGUGAUGAUGUCAUUUCCGAAGUUUCCAUUGUGGCUCAGUUGACGGAUCUCUAGUGGGGUGACAGAGAUAUCGAAAGCCGAAGGAAAGCCCAUAAGAAUCAACUACUGUUUUUUUUAUCUGAUUGGGUUGGUUCGGGUGGCUAGAAAUGUUCUCAACAAUAAUUCAUCAUGCCACGGUGAUACGCACUGUGCUCAGUGAUCGGUAACAUAUCCUAUCUGAAAGCCCAGUCAGGAUUUUCGGUAAAUAUUUCACUGGCGCUGGUGCCUUUUUGUCGUCGUAAACGCCGAUCUGCCUCAUCAUCACAGCAGAAAACGCGGACUCCUGAUAAAAAGCUAAGACAACGGAGAUAAAUUUAAUGUAAAAACUCUCGAGAUAUAUUUUAUGGCCUUAGAGGAGUGGAUAACAAGGCGAGCCAUUCUAGAACGUUUUUUCUAACAAAAUAAUUAGUUAAUUCUGAUUUACCGCCCAGAACCCAACCCGAAUCUAAGGUGCGACAAUCACUGAAGGGCUGAGCCGGAAGUCCGUGAAACCAAGUCAACAUUAGGAAUGGUCUCGCCGACUCGUUUAGACCGGCAUGCACAUCAUGGAAUUGUGAUCCUUUUAGUUGACAUCGGAAUUACAAACGUAGAUGGACUAACUAAACUAACCUCAUAGUUACGAGGACCGCAGCGCCUGCACGUCCGACCAAUCAUAUUUGUCUUUUGAAUUUCAGAACACCCCCCGUCGGCACUUGGAAGGGCUCAGCUAAUAAACGAACUCUCGGAUGAUUUCAGACAGCAACCAGCCUACCGGGCCUAUGCGGUGUCCAGUCGAAUGCAGCGCACGCGGCCGGACGUAGGCGCAAUCAGCGGUGACAGACUCAAAUACGAUGAAGAAGCAGAGAAUUUGAUUGGCUAA